This is a messenger RNA of Gossypium raimondii (Peruvian cotton), 1548 nucleotides long. RefSeq lists its product as uncharacterized. Lineage: Eukaryota; Viridiplantae; Streptophyta; Magnoliopsida; Malvales; Malvaceae. Bases 34 to 756 code for a protein of 240 amino acids. The record is from RefSeq and is a predicted model, not a curated record. The transcript is spliced from 8 exons.
AAAUAAACGCCCAUAAUAAGCAGGGAGUUAGGAAUGGCGGGAAUUUGUGGUCCAAAUCCGAUUCUACAUCUCCGCCGCACCACCACUCAAUCACCGUUAAAUUUACACAGAGUCCACGGCGGAGCACGGUGGUGUUGCUGCUCAGUUUCACCGGAAAAUGAAAAUAAAACUAGAACGCCGCCGCUUUUAAGACUGGCAGUGAGUGGUGUUACUGAGUUGCUUAGGCUCUUUUCUUCUUCCGCCCAAGGCAACAGAGCUGAUUACCAAUUGAAGAGUGAGGAUAGAGAUGAAAAUUCAGCCUCCGAUAUUGAUGAUGUUUUAAGAAUCCUUAAAGCUGAUUAUGAGAAUGCUUACUUUGUCACAGGAAAUUUCAGUUCUGCAAUCUAUGCCGAAGAUUGUCUCUUUGAAGAUCCAACUAUUCGAUUCCGAGGUAAGGAGCUGUAUUCUCGCAAUUUGAAAUUGCUUGUUCCUUUCUUUGACAGCCCUUCAAUUAGAUUACAAAAGAUUGAGAAGGGUGCCAACAUGGAAACAGAUUUUGUAGCGGCAACUUGGAGAUUAAGAACAUACCUGAAGCUUCCAUGGAGGCCUCUUAUUUCAGUUAAUGGAAGCACCAUCUAUGAAUUGGAUGAGAAGCUUAAAAUUGUACGGCAUGCUGAGAGUUGGGAUGUGACAGCACUGGAAGCAAUUGGUCAGAUAUUCACCCCUAGUAUUGGAAGGCCAAAUGACUAUGCAGGUGUUUUCACUUGCAGCAGAUGAUUCACCAAGAAACUCUGACCUCAACUUCAUCAGCAGCCUGCCAAGAUAAUUCAGGCCUUCGCCGUCCCGCCCGCCACCCCAGAAAAGAUCGUGAGGCGAAGCUUCAACUAGGACCGACCCGGCAGUCGAUAGCAACAUGGAAUUCAAGUGAGGAUAUAUCGAGAACUUGCAUUUUAGUGCCCUAUACAUAACAUCAAUCUUCACACUUUCCCAAUCAGAUCUCACCUGCAUCGUUUAGCUCCGUCAGGGAAAACUGUAAUCUCCCAGGCUACUUACUCAGACUCGGGUGUGAGUGUCGUAGACGUGUCCAAUAUGGGUACGGUCAGAUUUCUCUAAUCUUUUUCAUGUAUUUAGAAGAUCCUAGGAGGCUCUAUCCUCAUGUCCAUGAGUUGGACACGAGUGUUAGACAUGGGUACUUCAACAGAAAGGAAGUAACAUAACACAGAGGUGGUCAGCCAGACAAAUUUGCAACCUUGACCAAACUGGCUUUAUUCAAGAAAACUAGAGCACAAUAAACUAUUUGAUAUAAUAGAUAGAAGAUAGAUUCUAGACUUCUAAUUAGUUCUAAAAGAGUCGGAGACAAAUAUAUGUCCAAUACAGGUCCGAUCAGAUUUCUCCAAUUUUUUUCAUGUAUUUGGAGGAUCCUUGAAGGUCAUGUCCAUGUGUCGGACACGAGUGUUGGACAUGAGUAGUUCAACAGAGAUCAAGUAACAUAAUUCAGAGGUGGUCAGAGUCUGACAGAUAGGCAACCUUGACCCAACUGGCCUUAAUAAACCAUUUGAUAUGAUAGAA